Molecule: messenger RNA, 1398 nt
Organism: Owenia fusiformis
Lineage: Eukaryota; Metazoa; Annelida; Polychaeta; Sabellida; Oweniidae
Source: the annotation of a GenBank genome assembly
UGUCUGUGUACUGUUUAUAUAAUAAAUUAUGAAUGGAAAUAGAGAGCAUGGUAGUCACAUAAGAGAUUAAGGUUUUGUUAUUUUUUGUAUAAAUUGAACAGUAAUACAAGCACAAAGUAUUUAGUAACAAAACGUGAACAUAGAUAAUAAUUUAACUGCUAACAACAUUUUUUUUGUCUUAAAGUCAGGAAGGAACAGAGAAUCAAUAACAGAAAAUGAAAAAUGAAUGAUCUAAAAGUAAUAAAUAGGUUCAUAUAUUUGUUCGUUGCACUUUCUUGCACCAAAGCAAGUACAAACAAGAAAGGUUCAUUUAACAAUAUUGGAUAUUCCACCAAAUAUUAUCAUGAAAUUGGUUACAUUUAUACACAAUCUCCAAUUCAGACAUCUGUUUUGCCAAUGGCGGCAUACGACAUGGAAAUAGCUGCCGUGCAAUGUCUUUCUACUUGCCAGAAAGAGGCUAGUUCCAAGGAUGAUUCGAGAUGCGUUGCCGCAAAUUUCAACACAAAAAAUGGAACUUGUCAACUUUUUUCCAAACAGCCCCUCUAUAGGUAUGACAAAAAUGUGAUACGUGAUAAACAAUGGAUGCUAUAUAUGGAAAAAGCUUUAAAGUACCCACGUGACUGUAAAGACAUCACAAUAGACUUCAAAAACCCCUUCUAUCGCUCCUUUGAUGUUCAACCAGACCAACAUAAACCACCAUUUACAGUGCGAUGUGGCAAUGGGAACAAACGUCCUACUUAUAUUCAAAUUCGUCAAAAAGGGAACAGUUUGAACUUUCAAAAUUUAACAUGGGCUCAAUAUCGGAAUGGUUUCAGAGGCAAGUCUUCUGGCCAAUCAUACUACUGGAUUGGAAAUGAGAAUCUCUACACUCUUACAAACAGUCGCAACUAUUCUGUUAGAUUCCACUGUCACCACGGUAACUGGAGCCAUAUAAGAUAUAGCAGAUUUUCCGUUGCUAGCAAAGAAAACUUUUAUCGACUAAAUGUUGGUAUUGUAACAAAAGAUGAAGACAACAUGACUGAUGCCAUUUCAGGAACAGCUAAUGAAGAACAAAACAUAAAUGGGUCACCAUUUCUAACACGUGAGAAUGUUACAGAAAAUGCAUGUGCAAGACAAGGUGGCUGGUGGUACAAAAACUGUACAAAUGCUAACUUUAACACAGCCAAUGAGGAAAUGUUCUGGGGGAGUUUGCGAUGUAAAUCUACAACAAUAAGAGUUUAUCGCGUGAACGCAUGACAAAGUACAAAAUCAUUUACCCUUAAAUGGUUUGGCUAUAGAGAAUUACAUUACAGAAUUACACCAGCGAUAGGGGGAGGGCAGAUCAUAAAGGUUCAUCGUUUCAAGUCAAAACUACUGACAAUUUGGGUAUUUCAGUAAGUUUGACAUGCUCUAACUUUC